AAACAGAUUUACUCAAGCAUUCAGUUUACACAAUUUCAUUAACAAUUAAGCAGUUAAGGGUCAGUGCUAAUGCAGCAGUUAUUGAUGUAAGAUAUGCUAUUAGGUUAAUUGAUUUUUUUGUGAUUUAUUUUUUUAUUGAAGUUCAUCAAGCAAACAUUUCCAUGAGAUGUAUUUCAGACAUUGUACAUAUAUAUCAAAUAAUCAUAUAUAUCACAAAAUCUCUACAAAGUAAGAAUGGAAAGAAAAAAAAGCAAAAGGAAAGAACUAUGUACAAAUAGGGAGUGAUCUUUUUUUUUACAACAGAUUCAUUGAUUUGUGGGAAUAAAAUCAGGCCUAUGAGGCAUUAUGUAGUUAAACCAUUUUUCCCAGUAUGAAUCAAAUUGUUCCAGCUUAUGAUUAACAGAUGCUGUUAUCUUCUCCAUUUUGUAAAUGUCCAUUGUAAUUUCCAUCCAUGUACUUAAAGUUAGGCUCUUCUGUGAUAACCAUUUCCUAGCAAGAGUCUUUUUACCAACCACCAACAAUAUAUUCAUAAAUAUUUAUCUUUUUUCAACCAUUCUUGAGGUAUAUAUCCAUAAUAUAUGGUCUUACUCUCCAAGGGCAUUUCACAUUUAAAGGUGUCUUGUAGGGCAUUGAGUAUCCCCCUCCAAUAGUUUUUGAUAACAGGGAAGUCCCAAAAAAUGAUAAUGAUUUGCAUUUUGAUUUCCACAAUUUCUCCAGCAAACAGGAAGGUUACUAUCAUGAUGGGAUUUCUGAGAGGGUGUAAUAAAAUACCUUAUCAAGUUUUUCCAUCCAAACUCCCUCCAUUUCUGUGAACUGGUAUACUUCCAUUGAUAUCUCCAUAUUAUUGUCCAUUCUUCCUCAGAUAUAAUUAUCCCUCCUUCUUUCUCCCAGUUUGUUUUAAUGUAUGAAAUCGAAUGUGUUUUAAGAUUUGACAACCCCUUAUACAUGCUUGAAAUGAUUCUACUACCAUUAUCUGAAUUAUAUGCUUUUCUAAAGAGCUCUAUCAAGCAUGUAUUUGCCUUAGUUAAUUUUUAAGUGUCUUAUUAACAUAUUGUCGCAUCUGUAAAUACCGAUAAAAAUCUUGUUUUUCUAAUAAGUGUUUCUCUUCAAGCAUUUCAAAACUGAACAGUGUUCCUUCUUUCAUUAUGUUGCAAAGAACUGUUAUUCCUUUAGCUGUCCAGUCCUUAAAUCUAGCAUCCAAUUUAUUUGGGGUAAAAUUCCAGUCAUAUGCACACCAUUUAAGAAUUGCAAUAUCUCCCUCUAGAUUAUAUUCUUUUACAGUAGUUUUCUAUAUUUUAAGAGUCAAUUUCACCCAUGGGUUAUCAAUAGCAUUUAUGUACCUUUGCAGGUUGUCAUCAGCCAAAAUUCCUUGUAUGGGGAUGGGAAAUACCUGCUCCUCAAUGUUUUUCCAUUGAGUGUCCAUUGGGAUGCACCAACGUAUCACAACUCUCAACUGUGCUGCAAAAUAAUAAUCUCUAAGAGAAGAUGUAUUGAGCUAAUGGUUCCAGAUAUAACGCGAAGAGUAGCGGUGACCAUGCACAACCCUUUCUCGGCAUCCCGAUGGUCAGUUUGACAGAUUUUGAAUAUGAUCAAGUACCUGAAGCCGUAGGAACUCAACAUGAAAGAAUCGAUCCCCGGGGGCCCAGACCUUAUGAUGCUGGUUCUGAGCCACCUGAAACAAUUCAACAAGUCCCUAGUAGAAAUGAACCAAGCGUUAGAAGAAGCAGGUUCCAGACUCCUACCAAAACCCAAGCACAAAAAGCUAGUCAGAGGACAUUCGACAAUGACAAAGGAGGAUGCCUCUUCAUCGGCAAUGAAAUGGGAGUGCUAUGCCCAAAUGGCUGUGAAUUGAGGACUGCUCUUUUAAAGGAUGAACAAAAUAUGAUGCCAGUUAUUGAAAACUUAAAAUUACAAGUUUCAAAUCUUUCCCGAUCUUCAAAAGCAAUUAACAUUUAUGUAGAAAGAGUAGAUAAUGAAAUGCACCGGCGUGAAUCUCAGUAUCUGGGUAACAGUCAUGUAUUAAGUUCAUACAGUACAGAACUGGAGGAACGUUUUUCAUUGAUAAAAGAAAAGGUUACACAAACACUCCCUUCUUCGAUUCGUGUUAUGCGUUCCCUGGUGGACAGUCUCAAAGAGAAACUGAAAAAUCUUGAACAUGCAGUAAUGAUGCAGAAGGAAUAUUGUACAAAUCCUUGUGUAGUUUCCUGCAACAUACCAGUUGUUUCAGGCAAAGAAUGCAAUGAUAUUUUUGAAAAAGGUGGUAGAACAUCUCAGCUUUACUUAAUCCAACCCGAUACCUUCAAGCCACCUUACAAAGUUUACUGUGAUAUGAUAACUGAUGAAGGAGGAUGGACAUUGAUUCAGAACAGACAAGAUGGUAGUGUUGACUUUGGUAGAUCAUGGGAUGCCUAUAAAAAUGGAUUUGGAAACAUCGCAUAUGAUUCAGGAAAAGGUUUCUGUGAUACACCAGGUGAAUACUGGCUGGGAAAUGACCGCAUCAGUCAAUUGACAAAAGUGAAAACUACUGAGCUCCUUUUUGAAAUGCGUGACUGGAAUGAUGAUAGUGUGAAAGCUCACUAUUCCAAAUUUGUAGUACAGUCUGAAGUCAACAAAUAUCGGCUGUCAGUCAAUGGCUAUUCAGGUGUGGCUGGUAAUACUCUUAUGGAAGGAGCCAAAUCGCUCUUUGGAAUCAACCGAACCAUGACUAUACAUCAGGACAUGAUGUUCAGUACCUACGACAGAGACAAUGAUGGAUGGGAACCUGAAAAUCCAACAAAACAAUGUGCCAGAGAAGAUGGUGGUGGUUGGUGGUAUAAUAGGUGUCAUUCUGCAAAUCCCAAUGGUAGAUAUUACAUUGGUGGAGAAUAUACAAAAGAAGUGGCAAAGCAUGGCACUGAUGAUGGAAUCGUGUGGAUGGACUGGAAAGGAUCAUGGUAUUCACUGAAGAAGAUGAGCAUGAAGAUCCGGCCACAGUUCACUUCCACAGUGCCAGAUGGGGAGCAAAUACCUAUGCAGUUCCUAACACCCUGAUCCAUUUAUAUCUUUAUAGGAUAUGCAACUAAAAAGUAAAUAUUACAUGAGCUUCAGAUUGUCACUUUGGAUCUAGUUUUACAUUUAAUCUAUUUGUGAAUCAUGAAAAGAGAACGAUUAGUGACAUGUUUGUGAAUACUAAAAAUUAAUAAAUAUUGCACUUAAAAAUCUUACUUUGUUGAAUGGCAAAAAUUGUAAGAAAUUCUAAUUACGUACAUUUUUAGGGACUCUGAGGUUGGCCUUCAGAGUCGUGUACUGUAUAAUUACCCCUCUUCUAUUUCUUCAGUCUGCUCUAUGUUCCUCUCCUUUACAUUAGCUUCCUCGUAAUUUUUUACCAUAUCUUUAUCUUUUUUUCUUUUAAUAUUCCUCCUCUUGCUCCAACAUAGCAUCCAUCUUUUCCAUCCCCUCAUUCUCCACUUUUCCUGUUUCUGUUCUUCCACCUUUUCCACACUCCCCUUUCCUCUGCUGUUCUUACAGCAGAUCUAUAGAACAGUAAUUGUAAACAAGAUCAACAAGAGCAUAGAAGACAACACAAUGUGCAAAUGCAAAUAUAUA
Molecule: messenger RNA, 3585 nt
Organism: Hypanus sabinus (Atlantic stingray)
Lineage: Eukaryota; Metazoa; Chordata; Chondrichthyes; Myliobatiformes; Dasyatidae
Gene: fgb
Product: fibrinogen beta chain
Exons: 10
Coding region: 1561-3030 (489 amino acids)
Biological process (GO): platelet activation; blood coagulation; protein polymerization
Cellular component (GO): fibrinogen complex
Molecular function (GO): signaling receptor binding
Source: RefSeq, a predicted model, not a curated record